AUGAGCUCCAUCCGCUUUGUCGUGUCCUCUCUGGAUGCUAUCCAGAAACAUGCUGGCACCCGCAACAAGCCCCUGACCGACGGCGUCGAAAAGGCCCAGGCUGCCCUCACAGAAGCAGACCCCCACCUGCCAGACCCCGAGAUCAUCUUCGCGCCUCUGCAACUGGCCUCACGGUCCGGCAACGCCCAGCUGACAACCACCGCCCUCGACUGCAUCGGCAAACUAAUUUCAUCCUCCUACUUCUCCCUCACAUCCGAGUCUCCUGCCGAGCCACCAGCCGCCCCAGAUGCCGCGGCACCUGCACCUCCCCCUUCCCAACCACAAGCGCCGCUCAUCGAGCGGGCCAUCGACACAAUAUGCGACUGCUUCCAGGGCGAGGCCACUCCUGCCGAGGUCCAGCUGCAGAUCAUCAAGUCCCUGCUCGCCGCCGUCCUGAACGAUAAGAUCGUGGUCCACGGCGCAGGCUUGCUCAAGGCUGUGCGCCAGGUAUACAACGUCUUCCUGCUGUCCAGAAACACCAACAACCAGCAGAUAGCCCAGGGGACCUUGGCGCAGAUGGUCGGCACCGUCUUCGAGAGAGUCAAGACGCGGUUACACAUGAAGGAGGCCAGGGUGAACCUGGCAAAGCUCAAGAACGGCGAGAGCAAUGCCACCUUUGACCGGCGGGACUCGGUGGAUAGUGACGAGGCCAACGGCGAGGACGGCGAACCUGCCGAGACUGCAACCACCGAGCCUUCCGCGGCCGAGCAGACGGCUGAGGGGGGACCAAAGCUUACACUGAGGGACCUGGAACACCGGAAGAGCUUCGAUGAUUCCAACAUGGGCGACGGGCCGACCAUGGUGACCAAGCUGAAAGGGCCGAGGAAGGCUUCGAGGUCCGUGUCGGAGCAGAGCAAUGCCGAGACAACUGCGACAGACCGCGACCAGGACGAUGUCCAGGAGUCUCUCGACACCGAGGACGAGAUCUACGUCAGAGACGCCUACCUCGUCUUCCGCUCAUUCUGCAACCUGUCCACCAAGAACCUGCCGCCCGAGAUGCUAUAUGACUUGCGCGGCCAGCCUAUGCGGUCCAAGCUGAUCUCCCUCCAUCUCAUACACACACUCCUGAACAACCACAUCUCCGUCUUCACAUCACCCUUAUGUACCAUCACGAGCACCAAAAGUAACGAGCCCACGAGUUUCCUCCAAGCGAUAAAAUUCUACCUAUGUCUUAGUAUCUCCCGCAACGGGGCCAGUUCUGUCGACCGGGUAUUUGAGGUCUGCUGCGACAUCUUCUGGCUCAUGCUGAAGUUCAUGAGAGCUCCAUUCAAGAAAGAAAUAGAGGUCUUCCUCAACGAGAUCUAUCUUGCGCUGCUGUCCAGGAAAAACGCGUCCCCCACACAGAAGCUGCAAGUCAUCACGAUCCUUCAGAGAUUUUGUGGCGACCCUCGCGCCUUGGUGGAGUCUUACUUGAAUUAUGACUGUGACAGCCAGAUGAACAACAUCUUCCAAACAAUCGUGGAGGACCUGGCCAAGUAUUCCACAGCCAACGUCAUAGUGAAGCCGGAGCACGAGCAGCAGUAUGAGGAAAAGGCUGCCAAGACCAAUCCGGGCGACUGGCAGAUGAAGGGCAUGCUCCCGCCCUCGCUGUCGGUAGCAAAUAUCGUCCCGCCCGAAGAGCCCGAAAAUGGGAUUCCAAAGGAAUACAUGAUGAAGCGUGCCGCUCUCGACGCUCUCGUCGAGUCUCUACGGUCCAUGGUCAACUGGUCACAACCCGACCAGUCAAAUGGGACGAGCGAGUCGUCCGACGCUGAGAAGAGGCAAUCUCUUGAUGGUGUGAGGGAGUCAAUUGACCCUUCUAUCGCAGACGGCACGUCGAGGAUGGAGACACCCAUCAUGCCGUCAACGCCCACUAUCGAAGAUGAUCCUGAGCAGCUGGAGAGGGAGAAGGCGCGCAAGACUGCGCUCGACAGAGCCAUUCGAGCCUUCAAUUUCAAGCCUAAGAGAGGUAUCAAAAUGUUGCUUGAUGGAGGCUUUAUACCUAGCGACAGCCCACAGGACCUGGCGCGUUUUCUCCUGACCGAGGAACGAUUGGACAAGGCACAGAUAGGGGAGUACCUGGGAGAAGGCGACGCGAAGAACAUCGAAGUCAUGCACGCAUUUGUCGACUCGAUGGAUUUUCACAAGAGGCGUUUUGUAGACGCACUGCGCCAGUUCCUGCAGUCAUUUCGACUGCCCGGCGAGGCCCAGAAGAUCGACAGAUUCAUGCUGCAGUUCGCGUCGCGCUACCUCGCAGGCAACCCCAACGCAUUUGCCAGCUCCGACACAGCAUAUGUGCUCGCGUACUCGGUCAUCAUGCUGAACACGGAUCUGCAUAGCAGCAAAAUCGCGAGGCGCAUGACCAAAGAAGACUUCAUCAAGAACAACAGAGGUAUCAACGACAAUGCCGAUCUUCCCCCGGAGUAUCUAACCAGCAUCUACGAUGAGAUCGCCAGCAACGAGAUUGUCUUGAAGAGCGAGAGAGAAGCUGCUGCUGCGGCUGGGGCGAUCGCGCCCCAGACCAGUGGCCUUGGUCUCGGUCUCGGUUCGGUAUUUUCAAACGUCGGCCGGGACUUGCGAAGGGAAGCGUACGUGCAGCAGUCCGAGGAGAUUGCUCUCAGGUCAGAGCAGCUUUUCAAAGAUCUUUUCCGCAACCAACGGAGGAACGCCGCCAACGCCGGGGUCAAAUUUAUCCCAGCGACAUCAUUCAAGCAUGUCGGCCCCAUGUUUGAUGUCACGUGGAUGUCUUACUUCUCGGCGCUGUCAAAUGAAAUGCAGAAUGCUCACAAUCUUGAAGUGGUCAAGCUGUGCCUUGAAGGGAUGAAGCUUGCGGCCCGGAUCGCCUGCUUCUUCGAAUGGGCAACCCCGCGCGAGGCUUUCAUUUCGGUAUUGAAGAAUACGGCAAAUCUCAACAACCCACAAGAGGUGUUGGCCAAGAAUGUGGAAGCGCUCAAAGUGUUACUGGAUCUUGGUCAGACCGAGGGAAAUUAUCUGAAGGAGUCCUGGAAAGAUAUCCUCAUGUGCAUCAGUCAGCUAGACCGCCUGCAGCUCAUCACUGGCGGUGUUGACGAGAGUUCGGUGCCAGACGUGUCUAAAGCACGCUUCGUGCCGCUGCAGCGGGAGAACACAACUGAUUCACGGCGGUCCUCAUCGUCCAGGAAACACCGCCCACGCAACAACACAGGCCCACAAGGGUUCUCGACAGUGCUUGCUCUGGAGGCCAGGUCAGAUGAGAUAAUCAAGACGGUAGACCGAAUAUUUACCAACACCGCGAAUCUUGACGGCGACGCAAUCGUCCAAUUUGCGCGGGCUCUUACUGAAGUGAGCUGGGACGAGAUCAAGGUCUCCGGUGCACAUGACAGGCCUCGCAUGUACAGCUUGCAGAAGAUCGUCGAGAUCAGUUACUACAACAUGACACGUGUGAGGUUUGAGUGGACUCACAUUUGGGAUGUUCUUGGCGAGCACUUCAACAAGGCUGGGUGCCACAUCAAUGAAACCGUUGUCAUCUUCUCCAUCGACUCGCUGCGGCAGUUGUCAAUGAGGUUCAUGGAAAUCGACGAGCUUCCUGGCUUCAAAUUUCAAAAGGACUUUCUGAAGCCUUUCGAACACGUCAUGUCAAACUCCAGUAAUCUCAGGGUGAAAGAGCUGGUCCUCAGCUGUCUGAUUCAAAUGAUUCAGGCGAGGGGCGAGAAUAUCCGGUCUGGUUGGAGGACCAUGUUCGGGAUAUUCACCGUCGCAGCUCGGGAUCCGAACGAGACAAUCGUCAACAUGGCCUACGAAAACGUCCUCAAGGUGUACAAGACCCGGUUUGGCGUCGUAAUCAACCAGGGCGCAUUCACAGAUCUUAUCGUCUGUCUCACAGAGUUCUCAAAGAACAUGAAAUACCAAAAGAAAAGCCUGCAAGCAAUGGAGACACUCAAGUCAAUCAUCCCGCAGAUGCUCAAAACGCCGGAGUGCCCACUGUCCCGGAAAUCUGACCUCGGUGCGGCCCAGUCGAGCAUGGCAGACAUCAACCUCAAGUCACCAGGACAACAAACCCGCACAUCGGUGGAAGAAGGGUUCUGGUUCCCCGUCUUGUUCGCCUUUCAUGAUGUCCUCAUGACAGGAGAGGACCUUGAGGUCCGGUCAAACGCCCUGAACUAUUUCUUCGAGGCCCUACUGAGAUAUGGCGGGGACUUCCCCCCAGAGUUCUGGGAUAUCCUGUGGCGACAACAGCUGUAUCCAAUCUUCAUCGUGCUACGGUCCAAGCCGGAGAUGAGCAACGCGCUGAACCACGAGGAACUUUCAGUGUGGCUGUCGACUACCAUGAUCCAGGCUCUUCGUCAUAUGAUCACGCUCUUCACUCACUACUUUGAGGCGCUUGAGUACAUGCUCGACCGAUUUCUGGAGCUUCUGGCGCUUUGCAUCUGCCAGGAGAAUGAUACGAUCGCAAGGAUAGGGAGUAACUGCCUGCAGCAACUCAUCCUGCAGAACGUCAGAAAAUUCACUGUGGACCACUGGUCAAAGAUCGUCGGCGCAUUCUGUGAGCUGUUCGAGCGGACCACUGCUUACCAGCUUUUCUCGGCUACGACGAUCAACAACACGGCCUCAUUGGCGCCGGUGUCCAACGGCGUGGAUUUUGGGGAGCCGCUGAGCCCUGGCUUGGAAGGGACAGACGACGACGCCAAAUCUCUGAAGAUCAAUGGCGUGGAGACCAACGGCCACUCGGACGAUGACCGGCCUUCGACAGCAGCUAGCACCACUGCAGAGGAAGACCCUCAGAGGACCCCGACGACAACCAAGCCGCUCGAGGAAUUCAAGCCCUCGAGCAACCUACAGAUGCCUCCGCCACAGAUUUCUGCCGCCCGGCGCCGAUUCUUCAACCGCAUCAUCAGCCGGUGCGUCUUGCAGCUUCUCAUGAUCGAGACAGUCAACGAGCUGUUCAGCAACGACAACGUCUAUGCGCAGAUCCCCUCCAACGAGCUCCUGCGACUGAUGGCCGUGCUCAAGAAAUCGUUCCUAUUCGCGCAGCGAUUCAACAACGACAAGGAGCUGCGGAUGCGUCUCUGGAGGGAAGGUUUCAUGAAGCAGCCUCCCAACCUGCUGAAGCAGGAGUCUGGAUCCGCUGCGACGUAUGUUGCGAUACUGUUCCGCAUGUUCGGUGACACGGACCCGCGUAGGAGCGAGUCCAAGGCCGACGUUGAAAACGCGCUGGUACCUCUGUGCAAGAGUAUCAUUCGCAGCUACGUCACGCUCGAGGAGGAGAGCCAGCACCGGAACAUCGUGGCCUGGAGACCUGUAGUGGUGGACGUAUUGGAAGGUUAUGCGGCGUUCCCGGAACCAUCCUUCAAGAGCCACGUGCAGUCUUUCUACGGACUGGUGGUCGAGCUCAUGGCAAGCAAGGAAAUGACGGGGGAGCUGAGGGGCGCUAUUCUUGGCGUGCUGAGGCGGGUGGGCGAGGUUGAACUAGGGAUUAAAGGGAUGGUCAACGCCGCUGCUGGUGAGGAUGAUCUAAGGAGGGGCAGUGUGGUGUCAACAAGGAGCGAUGCGACAAGCGCGCUUGUUGACCGUGAGGGAAUCGAUGCUAGCGCUAGGAUGUUUGGGAGGGCGUGA
Diaporthe citri is the source of this 5610-nucleotide messenger RNA. RefSeq lists its product as uncharacterized. Gene Ontology annotation, molecular function: guanyl-nucleotide exchange factor activity. Gene Ontology annotation, biological process: regulation of ARF protein signal transduction. Lineage: Eukaryota; Fungi; Ascomycota; Sordariomycetes; Diaporthales; Diaporthaceae. The transcript has 2 exons. The record is from RefSeq and is a predicted model, not a curated record. The coding region runs from base 1 to 5610 and encodes 1869 amino acids.